AUGACCAAGUACGUGCGGGUCAAAGAGACCUACUUCGGAUGCAUUAGUGUUCAAGUUUGUUGAUUUCCAUUGGACAUGUUCAAAAACAGAUUUUCAGUAUUUCGCAAUAUUAUCAAGUUGCAUAACACUCGGAACACAGCUAGCAUUCUCCAUAUUCUUCCUAAUCUAUGGACAGCUUUGGGGUCUCAUUCCUUUGGUGCUCACUAUUGCAAGUCAUUUGUUUUUCAUGAUAACCAUAUCUCAAUUUCAAUCGACAAUUUCCAUGUCAAUUUACAGUGGAAUUGAGGUUUGGCCAUCUCUGUUGAAUUUUUUUACAGCGUUUGUUUUCAGAUUACAUUUGCAUUCACAAUACUGGGUUUUGCUGUUUGGAUUUUAUCCUGGAUUCUGGAUCCAACGCAAGCUUUCAUCUACUCUUUUUGUGUAAAUAAGUUGAAAUAUACCAAUUGUUAUGGAAGUAAGUUUAUCAAAUUUGAAAAAAACAACCAUGACCACUGAAACUUCAGGAACUCAAUUAGACUCCUUCAUUUGGGGAGUCCUUUUCAUCAUAUUUUUCUUCGUGAGUGUAAUUCUGUUGCCCGUCUACAAAAAUACUUGGAGAAACAUCAAAGCAACCCGAAAGUCAUCAUCUGUGUACAUAGAUGGGUGAGACCGAGAAGCCAAACAUCUCGUGGCAUUUAUAUUGUUAAAUGUCUUUUUCUUCUUAUUUGCAGUGAUAAGAACCAAGGCGCCCCGGUGCAACCGAUCUUCAACAUCAACUCAGCACCCCCGCAGCCCCCCGCACCUCCACCUGUUCCUCCACAGAUUCUUCUUCCCCAGCAGUUCCUAAGCCAGCCAGGAUUUCCACAGCUACAGACACAGCAACCAGUUUAUCCCGGACAAGCUUCGAGCAUAAUGACUUCAAUGGGUACCAUACAUCUGAAUCUCUACAGCAUCCAACUGCCGAAUGGCACUAGCACCUUCCUCUCGCCGUCACCUGUCAUUGAACAACUCGGCUCUAACUUUUCUGAUAGUGCCUCUCAAUGUCAGGCGGAGCAAAUGAUGGAGAGGUUAUAG
Messenger RNA from Caenorhabditis sp. 36 PRJEB53466, 1053 nucleotides. The record is from the annotation of a GenBank genome assembly. NCBI's taxonomy places the organism in Eukaryota, Metazoa, Nematoda, Chromadorea, Rhabditida, Rhabditidae.